Messenger RNA from Puma concolor (puma), 2363 nucleotides. The record is from RefSeq and is a predicted model, not a curated record. Lineage: Eukaryota; Metazoa; Chordata; Mammalia; Carnivora; Felidae.
GUAGAAUAUUGGACAUUCAGAUCCAGGAUCCAUUAAGACUCUAUCACCUUGAAUCAAGGAUUUAACUGAUACCCUCCUCCAUCUUUUAUUCAUAUCAAUUAACAUUUUUCAAAAAAAAUUGACAAAUUCACCAUAAGGGAAUUUUUAAAAAAUAAUACUACCCACGUUUUCAAAUGCCGAAGAAUAGCAAGGUGGUAAAAAGAGAAUUAGAUGAUGAAGUUAUUGAGUCUGUCAAAGACCUUCUUUCCAAUGAAGACUCAGCUGAUGAUGCUUUUAAGAAGAGUGAACUAAUUGUUGAUGUUCAGGAGGAAAAAGAUAUAGAUGUUGAAGAGGAAUCAGAAGUUGAAGAUGAAAGACCAGCUUGGAACAGUAAACUACAAUACAUCCUGGCCCAAGUUGGAUUUUCUGUGGGUUUAGGAAAUGUGUGGAGAUUCCCAUACCUAUGUCAGAAGAACGGAGGUGGUGCAUAUCUUUUGCCGUAUUUAGUACUGCUUCUGGUAAUAGGUAUUCCCCUUUUUUUCCUGGAACUUUCUGUGGGUCAGAGAAUUCGGCGAGGAAGCAUUGGUGUAUGGAAUUACAUAAGCCCUAAACUGGGUGGCAUUGGAUUUGCAAGUUGUGUAGUGUGCUUUUUUGUGGCUCUCUACUACAAUGUCAUCAUUGGCUGGAGUUUGUUUUAUUUUUCUCAGUCUUUUCAGCAACCUCUACCUUGGGAUCAAUGUCCUUUGGUGAAAAAUGCUUCACACACUUUCGUAGAGCCGGAAUGUGAAAAAAGUUCUGCCACCACCUAUUACUGGUAUAGAGAAGCCCUGAAUAUUUCCAGUUCCAUUUCUGAAAGUGGGGGCUUAAACUGGAAGAUGACCGUCUGCUUGCUGGCCGCCUGGGUUGUAGUUUGCUUGGCUAUGAUCAAAGGCAUUCAGUCUUCUGGAAAAAUCAUGUAUUUUAGUUCUCUUUUCCCAUAUGUGGUACUUAUAUGCUUCCUAAUCAGAGCACUCCUUUUAAAUGGUUCAAUUGAUGGCAUCCGCCACAUGUUUACCCCUAAGCUUGAAAUGAUGCUGGAGCCCAAGGUCUGGAGAGAAGCUGCCACCCAGGUGUUCUUUGCCUUAGGGCUGGGGUUUGGUGGCGUCAUCGCCUUUUCAAGCUACAACAAAAGAGACAACAAUUGCCACUUCGAUGCUGUCCUGGUGUCCUUCAUUAAUUUUUUUACAUCUGUCCUGGCAACACUGGUGGUGUUUGCAGUUCUGGGCUUCAAAGCAAAUGUCAUAAAUGAGAAAUGCAUCGCAGAAAAUUCGAAAAUGAUCGUAAAAUUUUUGAGAAUGGGCAACAUUAGUCAGGAUAUUAUUCCUCAUCAUAUCAACCUGUCAGCUGUUACUGCAGAAGAUUAUCAUUUAGUUUAUGACAUCAUUCAAAAAGUGAAAGAAGAAGAGUUUCCUGCUCUUCAUCUCAAUUCCUGUCAAAUUGAGGAUGAGCUAAAUAAAGCUGUUCAGGGGACUGGUUUAGCUUUUAUUGCCUUUACGGAAGCAAUGACACAUUUCCCUGCAUCUCCCUUCUGGUCAGUGAUGUUCUUCCUCAUGCUCGUCAAUCUAGGGCUUGGCAGCAUGUUUGGAACCAUUGAAGGGAUCAUCACACCUGUUGUGGACACUUUCAAAGUGAGGAAAGAAAUUCUUACUGUUAUCUGUUGUCUUCUGGCAUUUUGUAUUGGCCUGAUAUUUGUGCAACGUUCUGGAAAUUACUUCGUUACAAUGUUUGAUGAUUAUUCUGCUACACUGCCUCUGCUAAUUGUAGUCAUUUUGGAGAAUAUUGCUGUAUCCUUUGUUUAUGGCAUAGAUAAGUUUAUGGAAGACCUGAAAGAUAUGCUGGGCUUUGCUCCCAACAGAUAUUACUACUAUAUGUGGAAAUAUAUUUCUCCUCUAAUGCUAUUAUCACUGCUAAUAGCUAGUGUUGUGAAUAUGGGAUUAAGUCCUCCUGGCUAUAAUGCAUGGAUUGAAGAUAAGGCAUCUGAAGAAUUUCUGAGCUAUCCAACCUGGGGAAUGGUUGUCUGUAUCUUGCUGAUGGUCCUGGCAAUACUCCCUGUCCCAGCUGUCUUCGUCAUUCGUCGCUGCAACCUGAUAGACAAUAGCUCUGGCAAUUUAGCAUCUGUGACCUAUAAGAGAGGAAGGGUCCUGAAAGAGCCUGUAAACUUAGAGGGAGAUGAUGCAAGCCUCAUUCAUGGAAAGAUACCCAGCGAGAUGUCAUCUCCAAAUUUUGGUAAAAAUAUUUAUCGAAAACAGAGUGGAUCACCAACUCUGGAUACUGCUCCCAAUGGACGAUAUGGAAUAGGGUACUUAAUGGCAGAUAUGCCGGAUAUGCCAGAAUCCGAUUUGUAG